This is a messenger RNA of Pecten maximus, 2247 nucleotides long. RefSeq lists its product as uncharacterized. NCBI's taxonomy places the organism in Eukaryota, Metazoa, Mollusca, Bivalvia, Pectinida, Pectinidae. The transcript is spliced from 2 exons. The coding region runs from base 1 to 2247 and encodes 748 amino acids. The record is from RefSeq and is a predicted model, not a curated record.
AUGUCAAGGCUGUGUACUAAACAACGACAGACCGACUCCCGCACGGACCAGACUGACUCCCACACGUACCAGACCGACUCCAACACGUACCAGACCGACUCCCACACAUACCAGACCGACUCCAACAGGUAUCAGACCGACUCCAACACGUACCGGACCGACUCCCACACGUACCAGACCGACACCAACACAUACCAGACCGACUCCAACACGUACCAGACCGACUCCAACACGUACCAGUCCGAACUCAACACGUACCAGAUCGACUCCCACACGUACCAGUCCGAACUCAACACGUACCAGACCGACUCCCACACGUACCAGACCGACUCCAACACGUACCAGACCGACUCCAACACGCACCAGACCGACUCCCACACGUACCAGACCGACUCCCACACAUACCAGAUCGACUCCCACACGUACCAGACCGACUCCAACACGUACCAGACCGACUCUCGCACGUACCAGACCGACUCCAACACGUACCAGACCGACUCCGACACAUACCAGACCGUCUCCAACACGUACCAGACCGACUUCCACACCUACCAGACCGACUCCCGCCCGUACCAGACCGACUCCAACACGUACCAGACCGACUCCCGCACGUACCAGACUGACUCCCACACGUACCAGACCGACUCCCGCACACCGACUCCCAACACGUACCAGACCGACUCCCACACGUACCAGACCGACUCCCGUACGUACCAGACCGACUUCCACACGUACCAGACCGACUCCCACACGUACCAGACCGACUCCCACACAUACCAGACCGACUCCCACACGUACCAGACCGACUCCCACACAUACCAGACCGACUUCCACACGUACCAGACCGCCUCCCACACGUACCAGACCGACUCCAACACGUACCGGACCGACUCCCACACAUACCAGACCGACUUCAACACGUACCAGACCGCCUCCCACACGUACCAGACCGACUCCAACACGUACCAGACCGACUCCCACACGUACCAGACCGACUCCCACACGUACCAGACCGACUCCCACACGUACCAGACCGACUCCAACACGUACCAGACCGACUCCCACACGUACCAGACCGACUCCCACACGUACCAGACCGACUCCCACACGUACCAGACCGACUCCCACACGUACCAGACCGACUCCCACACGUACCAGACCGACUCCCACACGUACCAGACCGACUCCCACACGUACCAGACCGACUCCCACACGUACCAGACCGACUCCCACACGUACCAGACCGACUCCCACACGUACCAGACCGACUCCCACACGUACCAGACCGACUCCCACACGUACCAGACCGACUCCCACACGUACCAGACCGACUCCCACACGUACCAGACCGACUCCCACACGUACCAGACCGACUCCCACACGUACCAGACCGACUCCCACACGUACCAGACCGACUCCCACACGUACCAGACCGACUCCCACACGUACCAGACCGACUCCCACACGUACCAGACCGACUCCCACACGUACCAGACCGACUCCCACACGUACCAGACCGACUCCCACACGUACCAGACCGACUCCCACACGUACCAGACCGACUCCCACACGUACCAGACCGACUCCCACACGUACCAGACCGACUCCCACACGUACCAGACCGACUCCCACACGUACCAGACCGACUCCCACACGUACCAGACCGACUCCCACACGUACCAGACCGACUCCCACACGUACCAGACCGACUCCCACACGUACCAGACCGACUCCCACACGUACCAGACCGACUCCCACACGUACCAGACCGACUCCCACACGUACCAGACCGACUCCCACACGUACCAGACCGACUCCCACACGUACCAGACCGACUCCCACACGUACCAGACCGACUCCCACACGUACCAGACCGACUCCCACACGUACCAGACCGACUCCAACACGUACCAGACCGACUCCAACACGUACCAGACCGACUCCCACACGUACCAGACCGACUCCCACACGUACCAGACCGACUCCAACACGUACCAGACCGACUCCCGCACGUACCAGACCGACUCCCACACGUACCAGACCGACUCCCCACGUACCAGACCGACUCCCACACGUACCAGACCGACUCCCCACGUACCAGACCGACUCCCACACGUACCAGACCGACUCCCACACGUACCAGACCGACUCCCACACGUACCAGACCGACUCACACGUGACGACUCCACGUACAACCGACUCCACACGUACGACCGACCCCGCACGUACCAGACCGACUCCCACUAG